AUGAGAUUCUCGAAUCUCAACGCCGGCAUCGCUUCGGUUGCUGCGCUGCUCCCGUCUUUGGUGGGCGGCACCGCAGCUUCCCCUUUUGAGGUCUAUCGCCAGCAGGACGAAGUCCAGUCCGCGGCUCUCCACAACCUGGAACACCAUGCUCGAGACGCUCAGGACUCUGAUGAUUUUCUCAGCUACGACUAUGGAUACUCCGGCCCUCCUCCGCCUGCUCCAACCACCUAUGGCGAGGAGUCGUCGACGGAACAAUAUGGUGCCAGUACCACCGAUGAAGAAUACUCAACAAGUGCAAGCACGGCGACAAGUCCGAGCGGAAAAUCUAGUGACUCUUACCCUGCUUCUGCCAGUGUCACUGCUACCUCUGGAUCAUCUUCCGCCUCUUCGGAUGCCGCCACUACGUACCCACCUACGCCCGUCUCCUCAGGCGACUCUUCGUCGUCAACUAGGUCAACCGGCGCUGUCUCAUCACCAAUCACGACAGAUACUGAUUCGGGUACCCUCGCAACAGUCUCAGAGACAUCCACGAGCUCAAGCUCAAGCUCAAGGGGAACGUGGAACACCACCACUCUUGCGCCGUCUCCGGCCCACUGCAACUACUUCCUCAACACUAUCCGGUUCAAAGUCUGCCACUCUGGUACCGCCGUUCACUGCGUCCAACUCGUCAGCAACUGCAACUGGUACCGCGCCAGGGACAUCAAUCUUGCCAAGUUCGCUCUUCAGAACAUCGUUCCCAACUGGCCCGACUUUGACGCAGCCUGUUGA
Messenger RNA from Colletotrichum gloeosporioides, 768 nucleotides. RefSeq lists its product as uncharacterized. Bases 1 to 768 code for a protein of 255 amino acids. Lineage: Eukaryota; Fungi; Ascomycota; Sordariomycetes; Glomerellales; Glomerellaceae. The transcript is spliced from 3 exons. The record is from RefSeq and is a predicted model, not a curated record.